Molecule: messenger RNA, 1299 nt
Organism: Acytostelium subglobosum LB1
Lineage: Eukaryota; Evosea; Eumycetozoa; Acytosteliales; Acytosteliaceae
Exons: 3
Coding region: 1-1299 (432 amino acids)
Source: RefSeq, a predicted model, not a curated record
AUGUUUAAUGGACAUCAACAUGUAAAGUUUGGCAAUCAAGUGGCUGUGCAGACGGCGCCAUUCUUUUGGGACGCUGGUGUCAUUGACAGCAACAACCAGAUCCUACCUUGGAACACGACAUUCUCAUGUGCGCCCAUGCCCGCCACACUGUCCGUAUCGAUGUACUCUGGACCCUUUGUCAGGAAUAGCUUGUUCCCAUCUCAAUACCUACAACCGCCCCGAACCGACAUCUUCCAGACGACUGUUUCAAUCACUGAUCCAUUCAAUGGUAUGAUGUUUGAUGGUUACGCAUGCAAGGCAACGAUAUAUGUGUGUCAGUUGGUACUCCUAAGACAAGGCCCCAAUGGUCCCGCCGUGUCCAGUCUCUACCAGGUGCUAUUGUACCCCAUCGGAACAGACGAGGGCGACUACACCCAGCCAAUCAAUCUCACCAUUACCAACUCUGGACGUACGGCCUACGUGAUCUUCCCGCCAUUGACCGUCAAUACAGUGAGAAAGUCUCAAAGUUCCACUGUGUAUGAUAUGAGUCUCGAGACUGGAUUGGUACCAAAUAGACCAAACUCAAUGUUUGGAGCAAGUGUCUCAUCGACCAGCUUGGAUGCACUCUACUUUAUCUACUCCAACGUAUCGUCUCCCAACCAACUAUUGUCCUACUUCAGGGUUUUCAAGCCAGUACGCACCUAUCCCAAUGGCUAUGUCGACAACCUUGCACUUGCCACAAUCCAAAUGCAACAGACCCAGAUAUUUGAAGCGACCACAUCUCCAGGCCCAUUUGGGCCCUAUAUCAGGACUCCAUACCAAGCAUACAAUUCCCCUGUCACUACAACACAAGUGACUUAUUGGACUGAUGGUUCGCAGUUUGGAUCCACAUUCCUCCUGCCAAACUAUCGAACAUGUACAUAUGGAUACCAAAUGGCUUUAGUUGGUCCCGAUGACCGCUUCUCCUAUCCAUUUGGAGUCAAGAAUAUUGUCAAUGGUGGCAACACUACCAUGUCAGUCACAUUCUACAUCAAUGGCUAUGUACCAAACAACCUAGGAAGUCUACUUUACUGCACCUAUGUCAAUGUUGCAGUUUUAUUACCAGCAUUACACAAUCAAACUGAUGAGACUCCACCAAUUGUGGAAUCAUUCCAGAUAGUACCACUUGGUGGAACAAGGUUCUUGUUGAGGACAACUGUUAGUGAUGCUGAGUCUGGAUUCCAAAGGAUGAUGUUGUACUUCUCAACAGGUGACUUGUUCAUCUGGACAUGUAUCAAGGCAAUUCAAACAAAGGCUAUUAUGAGAAGCUACUUGAAUUGA